CAAGCAAUUAAGGCAUGCCCUUAAAUCAAGGACCACUGUCUCUCCUUCAUCUUUCUCCAUCAUAAACACCAGCAGCCAUUUUCACAGUACCACAGAUCAUCACCACCAACAAUAAAACAAUUCAUUCUUCAAUCCAAAGAAAUCCUUCUAAAUUAUAAUCAACCCAACCAACCAACCAACCAACCAACCAACCAACCCAACCACUGAAUCUUCAACCCAACUCAACAAAUUUAUACCUCCCGAUCCCUCCCUUCUUCUUCUCUAGAAACGAAGCAAUGAAGCUCUCAGCUCUACACCAGAGCUACAUGAACCGUCGGAGCAACAGUUUCCGUGGAUCAUCAGCACCGCCACCGUUAGAUUCAUCAUCAGAAAGCACCAUUAAAUCACCGGCGGCUAUCUUCUGGCUUCUACUACACGGCGUUUGUUGUCUUAUAAGUCUCGUUUUAGGUUUCCGUUUCUCUCGCCUUGUGUUUCUCUUCCUCUUCUCUACUUCCUCCCUCACUAUUUACACCUCUCCGUUCCGUCAACUAACGGCAACAACAACAACAACGGCAACAGUAUCAAACGCCCCCGUUAUCAGCUCCGAACAACUUACGUUACUUAACAGAACUGUAACCGUUACUUCAGGUCAAUCUUCUCGGGUUGUAGUUGGCCGUCACGGGAUCCGGAUCCGGCCGUGGCCGCAUCCGAACCCGACGGAGGUGAUGAGAGCGCAUCAGAUAAUUGAGCGAGUUCAAAGAGAGCAACGGACUCAGUUCGGAGUUAAAAGACCCAAGAGUAUUAUUGCUGUAACGCCGACGUAUGUACGGACUUUUCAGAUGCUGCAUUUGACUGGCGUUAUGCAUUCGCUUAUGCUGGUGCCUUACGACGUUGUUUGGAUCGUCGUUGAAGCUGGCGGUGUUAGUAAUGAAACGGCUUCGAUUAUUGAUAAAUCUGGUCUUAGGAUUGUUCAUGUCGGGUUUAAAGAGCGAGUUCCGACUACUUGGAGUGGUCGGUUUAAAUUAGAGGCGAAAAUGCGGCUUCAUGCUUUGAGAGUUGUGAGAGAGCAGAAGCUGGAUGGGGUAGUGAUGUUUGCAGAUGAUAGUAAUAUGCAUAGUAUGGAGCUAUUUGAUGAGAUUCAAAAUGUGGAGUGGUUUGGCGCUCUUUCUAUUGGUAUUCUUGUUCAUUCAGGCGGUGCUGUUGAUGAGUCAUUGUCAUUAGCUACAAACGAUAAGAAGGAGGUUGAGAAGAGUCCAUCAAUGCCAGUUCAAGGUCCAGCUUGUAAUGCAUCUAACAGAUUGGCUGGUUGGCAUACGUUUAAUACAUUGCCAUAUGAGGGAAAGAGUGCGGUUUCAAUUGAUGAUAGGGCAACUGUGCUGCCUCAGAAGCUGGAGUGGGCUGGGUUUGUGAUGAAUUCAAGGUUGUUUUGGAAGGAAGCUGAAGAUAAGCCAAAUUGGAUCAGAGACUUAGAAUUUAUUGAUGAUGAUAUAGAGAGUCCUCUAUCUUUGUUGAAGGACUCUUCUUUUGUAGAGCCACUAGGAAGCUGUGGUAGACAAGUUUUGCUCUGGUGGCUCCGCGUUGAAGCUCGUACUGAUAGCAAAUUUCCUCCAGGAUGGAUUAUUGAUCCACCUUUGGAAAUAACUGUCCCAUCGAAACGAACACCGUGGCCCGAUACUCCCCCUGAACUCCCUACUACUAUUACUACUACUACUGAAAAGACGGUGAUCAACAUCUCGGAGCAGACUGCUAAGCACACAAAGAGCCGAUCCCCCAGAACAAAACGCAGUUCUCGAAAGAGAAAACACGAUUCCAAAAGUCCUGACACUCAGGUUUCCGCAAAACAAUCCGAGCAAAGCUGAAACUUCUAAUCAAGAACAUAAAUACAUACUGCUAUGUGAAAGUUGUAACUGCACGCCUUCAGCAUCAAGGAAUUUCAUUGAUAAAAGAAAACAAACAAGCAUCACACGAUCUUACAAGUUGGCAGCUGCACCGGAGAAAGGCGUCGGUUUCAAUUAGGAGAGUUAAUAUGUACGCCUGAGUCUGAAUUCGACCUUUCUCAUUAAUUUUUUUCUUUGAUUUAUUUCCUUCAUCAAUUUACUUGUUGGGGUGAUCGGUAUGAUCUAGCUGUGUCUGCUGCUGCCAGGAAAUGCAGGGAUCUUGUAUCUGAAAUCCUCCAAAAUUUAUACAUAAUUUUUUUAAAACAAA
This is a messenger RNA of Mercurialis annua (annual mercury), 2184 nucleotides long. Its product is annotated as beta-1,4-xylosyltransferase IRX14. Bases 276 to 1838 code for a protein of 520 amino acids. Gene Ontology annotation, molecular function: galactosylgalactosylxylosylprotein 3-beta-glucuronosyltransferase activity; xylosyltransferase activity. The record is from RefSeq and is a predicted model, not a curated record. Gene Ontology annotation, biological process: glucuronoxylan biosynthetic process; plant-type secondary cell wall biogenesis. Lineage: Eukaryota; Viridiplantae; Streptophyta; Magnoliopsida; Malpighiales; Euphorbiaceae. The transcript is spliced from 3 exons. Gene Ontology annotation, cellular component: Golgi membrane.